AAAUUUUAUGCAUAAAACGAUGACAGAAGCAAAUACAAGUAAUGAUGAGACAAAACAAGACCAAAAAGAUGGGACAUCACAUCGUGGAUUUAGUCAAAAAGUUCGUGGCAUUUUAUUGGAAUCACAAUCGACUACAACUGAUAAAUUACCUAAUAUACCACAUAAAAAUGUAAAAAAAGAUGUUCAAACAACAGCACCACAUCGUGGUUUUAAUGAUAAAGCACGUGAAGUAUUAUUAGAUCGGAAAAAUCCAGGUAUUAUUGAUUGA
Loa loa (African eye worm) is the source of this 268-nucleotide messenger RNA. RefSeq lists its product as hypothetical. The transcript is spliced from 2 exons. The record is from RefSeq and is a predicted model, not a curated record. Bases 8 to 268 code for a protein of 86 amino acids. Lineage: Eukaryota; Metazoa; Nematoda; Chromadorea; Rhabditida; Onchocercidae.